UAUUGUUCACUAGCUAUAGUUUUUAUUAUAAUAUGUUAUUAUAUUUAGAACUCAUUUUUAUAAUAAUUAUAUAAGCAAUAUGUCACAUCGUAAGACUGCACAAUCGAAGUCCAAGAAAGAGGAAGGUGAUUUCUCAUCAGCUAAAGGUGGUAUUGAAAAUGUGAUACAAGAAGAGGAAAGCGACAACACUGUUUCAGCUCUUCUUACAAUUUUCAUUAUAUUCACUUUCGCUUUCAUUGCAAUGUUAUUUUUAUACUUAAAUUCACCACAACUAUCCACAAAUGAUGCUGCUAAAGUGAAGCUACCAAAAAGUCUUGAUGAUGCAAAGGACUUGGGUAAAGUAAUAUCGAGUUAUAAGGACGAUUAUUAUCCACAUGUUUUAACUGCAUUCACACUAACAUAUAUUUUCCUGCAGUCAUUUGCAAUACCUGGUUCUAUUUUCCUGAGCAUUUUAUCUGGAUUUUUAUUUCCAUUUCCACUGGCGCUAUUUUUAGUGUGUUUUUGUUCAAGCUGUGGAGCUUCGUUUUGUUACUUAUUGUCGUCUGUGAUUGGCAAAAAAGUAGUAAAAAAAUACUUUCCCGAAAGGAUUAAAAAAUGGAAACAACAGGUUGAAAAACACAAUAAAGAUUUGUUAAGUUACAUAACAUUUUUACGAAUCACGCCAUUUUUACCAAACUGGUUCAUCAAUAUUACAUCACCAGUCCUGAAUGUACCCCUUUUACCGUUUGCUUUGGGAACGUUUAUUGGUGUGGCACCGCCGUCAUUCGGUUUUAUAAGUGCUGGUGUUGAAUUGUAUGAAUUGACCACAACUGGAGAUGCAUUUUCCUUUAAAUCUAUUGUAAUUGUUAUUGGCUCUGCUGUUGUUUCGUUGCUUCCAGUGAUAUUUCGCAGAACACUUCAGAAAAAGCUGGAUUAAAUAGUUAUAAAAUAUUUUAUUGAUUUUUGAAGUAUAGUCCUUUCUGCAGAUUUUUUGAUGAAGGGUACAUGAAUUAAAUUAGGCAUAUUAAACAUUUUAUUAAUUUUUUUAAAAAUUAAGAAAUAAAGUUGUUACAAUGCUUUAAAGACGUUGGAGCGAACAACUGAAUAUUGAUACUGUCUUUAAUAAAGAAAGACAUUACCUUUUUUCUGUUCUUUCUUAAAUUUUAUUGUCUGGUAAACACAACAUCUUAAGAAAUAUUAAGAAAGUUUUGCAUUUUAUUUUUUUUGUAGUUUGUGGCUAUUUUAAAGAAAAAUAACAUAUUUUGAUUUGUUAAAAUCAAAAUUACUUUUAGCAGCUAGCUUCCACACGCUCCAGCAACUGCUCGACCAAUCAUACUUAGAAGAAAAAUUGUCUUUAGCCUCAUUUUAAUUCAUUCUUUAGUAUUCGAAAAAACAGUCAAAUGAAAUCUGAAUAGACUGUAGUAAGUUACCAUAUUUACUCUUUUUUCAUUCCCGCAUCGGGAGUAAUAUAUAAAUACAGUUGAUUAUUUAAGAAGCAACCAAACUAGUUAGCAACAUUUAUAAAUUACUUGAUUUUGUGUACACCAAACAGCAAGGUCAUGUUUUUAUUUUGUAUGUUAUGAAAAACUAUUAGUCUCUGUAGCCUAACUAUCGAAACAACUAUCAUCAAAUUUCGUUGUGAAUUUUAUUUAUGGUGUUAUUACUGGUUGUUAUUUUAAAAAAAUAUUUAUUCAUUGUCA
Messenger RNA from Hydractinia symbiolongicarpus, 1679 nucleotides. RefSeq names its product transmembrane protein 41B-like. Lineage: Eukaryota; Metazoa; Cnidaria; Hydrozoa; Anthoathecata; Hydractiniidae. The record is from RefSeq and is a predicted model, not a curated record. The transcript has 2 exons. Gene Ontology annotation, cellular component: endoplasmic reticulum membrane. The coding region runs from base 80 to 916 and encodes 278 amino acids.